Megachile rotundata (alfalfa leafcutting bee) is the source of this 6658-nucleotide messenger RNA. It is a transcript of the gene stj, whose product is annotated as voltage-dependent calcium channel subunit straightjacket. The record is from RefSeq and is a predicted model, not a curated record. Gene Ontology annotation, cellular component: voltage-gated calcium channel complex. Lineage: Eukaryota; Metazoa; Arthropoda; Insecta; Hymenoptera; Megachilidae. Gene Ontology annotation, molecular function: voltage-gated calcium channel activity.
CCGGCCCCUCCCCCGCCGCCCCGACCCUAUAACUACUAUUAUCCUUGCGAUCAGAAGAGAACUUUGUACAUGAUGAACUAUACGAUCGCUGAAGAGGGUAUUACCAAUCAUUCGGAUUAUUGUUCGAGACCGUUCUACGCACGAAGGGUACCGCACACAAAUUUAUUGUUGGUGGUGGUGGACGCAAUGUAUCCAACCUGCUACAAAAGAUUAGAGGUAACACCCGUGAACAUCUCGCCGCUUGAGUACACAAAUGGCACGGAAAGCGCGCCUUGCCAUAAAAUUCCAUUGAACGACCUUAAAAGAAGGCGCCUGGAAGGCUGUUUCACCGAGCAUCCCUUGGAAUACGAGAUAGAGGAUUGUGGCGGAGCAUCAGGACUGACCGUUUCUUUGCUGCCUAUCUCCAUUGUUGUUGCUAGGAUCUUAUGGACUUUUGGAUAACCGAGAAAAGAAUAUUCUAAUCUCACCGGUGUCGAUUUUCUUGCGAUUCUACUGCAGUGUUGAAUUCUAGUCAUGACAAUAAUGCAUUUCUUUAUGUCACUAAAGUAUAAAUAUGUUUUUGUAUUGAUUUCAUUAUUAAUAUUGCUUUUUAAAAAGAAUCCGAGAAGAUGAACAUGAAAGCAAGCAAUUAAAGUGUUGUUAAGCUGAAGCUGGUAAUUUUAUUGAAAGGCAAUAGCAAUAUAGAAUUUAUGACAACGAUUAACGAUAGAAGCUCGUCACUCUGGCGUUCUACGAGCUGAACUCGUUUUGUUUUUUUGCGAACCAAGGACAUUCAAGUUCAAAUCGAUCGACGUAGAAAAGAGAACAUAAAGUCUGAAGAAAUAUCCUUCCACCCAGGCGAGAUACGAUUUUCUGGCAGCGCGGCGUCGCGAAGUCUGUUGAUAGGCGCCAACCAUAUUACUGAUCCACGAAAACAUCGUCCAACUAUCACAGGAACCUCCUCACAUCCCCAAAGAGAACCAUCGAUAAAAAGAACCAGGAAAACCGGCUGACUUUUGGGAAACAAACAUUACUAUCAAUUCCAAGCGGACGCUUAUCUCUGUCUGGAUGCUCCGUUUCGUAUCGCGCACCGGCUGUUUCGGUUUUCGCGUCGAUCGAUAACCACGGACGUGUGUCCGUAGUCGAACGAUGCGCGUACUGCAUGGCGACGACGUCGACAACGACGACGACGACUAGCUCGACGACGACCACGACGACAACGGCCGGCCCGGACUAUCCUUAAUGUCAGACGCGAGCCUCCUCUCGGCCUCAGUUUUGUUUACCGUGUCCUCGCGUAAACAGCAGAGAGCCGGCCAAGAAGACGAGAGUUAUGAGGUCCCGUUUCAUACCUGUUAUCGUCAUCCUGAUCCUGAUCGAGGCACCCGACCCUGGUGACAGCAUAUCAUACAACACAGUGAAAGGAUGGGCGCACAAAUUGGGUUUCGAGCUGUCGCAGUUGGGGAAAUUCGUGACCAAUGUGGAGAAGUUCCGCGAAAGCUACAAACAAGCGGUGGUGAAGCCACGUGAUGGUAACGCUUUGGUCCACGAGAUUGCCAAGGACAUUAAAGCUAUGAUGGAGUCUAAGAUAUCAGCGAUCAAGAGAAUCAUGGACGUGGCAGAGACGUCAGCGUUAUCAGCUCCAGAUGUAGAUCCACCGAAAAAUUACAAUUUCACCAACGCGAAGAACAAAAUCGUCGAUCUCAAAUCCAGCACUCACUUCGGUGGCCAGGUGAACUUGAACAUGUCAGCUGUUCACGUUCCGACGAACGUGUACGAGAGAGCGUCAAACGUGGUCAGGGCGAUCAAAUGGUCCGAGGAGUUGGAUAAGACCUUCAUCAACAACUACGAACAAGAUCCUUCGCUAUCUUGGCAGUAUUUCGGUAGCGCGACAGGGUUUAUGAGACAAUAUCCUGCGACCAACUGGUUCAUGGAGCCGGUGGACCUUUUCGACUGUAGAACCAGAAGCUGGUACAUCGAAGCAGCCUCCAGUCCCAAGGACAUCUUGAUUCUGAUCGAUACGUCCGGUAGCAUGACUGGCAUACGCAGGGAAAUUGCGAGACACGUGGUGAACAAUAUUUUGGACACGCUGGGAAACAAUGAUUUCGUGAACAUCAUCACGUUCUCCAACGUUACUAAGGAGGUCGUGCCCUGUUUCAACGACACCCUGGUCCAAGCAAACUUGGCAAACGUAAGGGAACUAAAGCGUGCAAUCGCGAACCUGAACACCGAAAAAAUAGCGAACUUCUCGUUGGCCUUGACCACCGCCUUCGAGUUGCUCGAAUCGUAUCGAACCGAGAGGGAAGGAGCCAGAUGCAACCAAGCGAUAAUGCUGAUAACGGAUGGAGUUCCAUACAACUACAAAGACAUCUUCGAGACCUACAAUUGGAAAGAUAAUCCUAACGAACCUUUUAAAGCCGAUAUGCCUGUUAGAAUGUUCACUUACUUGAUCGGUAGAGAGGUUGCGGACGUCAGGGAGGUUCAAUGGAUGGCAUGUGCCAAUAGGGGUUACUUUGUGCAUCUUUGCACUUUGGCAGAGGUCAGAGAAGAGGUCCUGAAAUACGUUCCUGUGAUGGCAAGACCCUUAGUCCUCGGUCGUACCGACCACCCAACGAUUUGGACACCGGUUUACGCCGACAUAACCGAUCCGAAGAUGACCGAUUGGCUGUGGGAGCAGAGAGAGAGCGAGGAACAGAAAGAAAGAUUCCUAAGGCUUCAUAGACGGAAAAAGUUCUUCAAUUCGGAAGAACGCGACCGCAGGUUCGUGAAGAAGCAGAAGAAAUCGCACGAACAGGGACCCGAUUUUCAGGAGUACAAGCUGAUGACCUCGGUCAGCAUGCCGGUGUUCGACCGACGUGAAAACGCGAACAUCACAAGGCAGGUGCUGGUGAACGAAGCGUACUGGGUGACAGAGACAAGAGAGACAAGGAUCGCCGAUCUCCUCGGUGUCGCUGGGACGGACGUUCCUAUUGAAGAGAUACAAAAACUUAUGAUGCCGCAUUUGCUUGGCGUCAACGGAUAUGCAUUCAUUGUGACCAACAAUGGUUUCAUCCUGAUUCAUCCGGACCUCCGCCCAGUGUUCCAGGGUAUCCUAAAACCAGCGUACAACAGCGUCGACAUGGCGGAGGUUGAACUGAUGGAUCAGGAUAGAGGUCCAAGAGAGUUCGAUGAGGGAAUCAUUAUGCUGCGAAAUGAUGUGAUCAAUCAAGCGAACGGUAGCAUAACGCUGCACACGAAAUAUCAUUACGAUGAUAUGAAACGCGUGGGUAGAGUAAAGAGGAAGUACGACUACACGGGUAUACCAAACACACCUUUCACGGUGGUGGUCAGUCUGCCGGAACAUAACGGAAGUUAUCGGGUUCACGCGACCGAGGAAAUACACCGUGUCCACGUUACUGGCAAGAACGUGUCAGACUAUUUCAGUGGUACUAACUGGCUGGUACACCCUCAUUGGUUGUAUUGCAAAUACCACUACGAGGAUGAACGAUCGUUCAAUACCUCGGAAGCGCAAUUGUUGCACUUCCUGGAACGUACUCGUCAACCACGAUGGAAGUGGAAUGACAUGAAACAACCAUCCCAACCGCCAGAAUACUCAGCCACUAGUUCCGGCAAUGAUACUCAUCGUAAAGCAAAAUCUACCCCAUACAAAGUGGACAAAGACUCUUACUACUGCGACAGGGAUCUUCUCUUGAGUCUGGUAUUCGACGCAAAGGUAACCGAGUGGUUUGCGAACCCCAGCACUACGCGCGAAGAAAAAGCGAAAGAGUUCCAACAACGUUUCGGAGUUACGCUUGCGUUCAUGGCUACUCACAGUGGCCUCACCAGGUGGCAAGACUUCCUGCUGGACGAGAAGAGCACCAUACCAGACGAUCACUUCAGCAAAAUAUAUUCAAGAGCCAUCGAUGAAGUGUGGUACAAGCGUGCCGUGGAACAAUAUUAUGUUGAACCGGAGAGCUUUGUAUUUUCCGUGCCAAUCGAUGAAGAGGGUGCUGAUAAUACCACCUUGGUUACUGCCAGUCGUGCUAUCUUUAUCGAAACUCGAGAAACAAAGGCGCCAGCAGCAGUCGUAGGCUUCCAAUUCCAACACACAGCUCUUCAAGGACUUUUCCAAAACACAACUUUCAGCUGCGAGGGAUUCGGUAACUGCAAUGAAAAUUGCGGAGAAGAGAAGUGGGCUUGCUAUUUGAUCGACAACAACGGAUACGUAAUCGCGGCUGAAGACGAGUCGGACGCCGGAAAGUUCUUCGGCGAAUUGAGAGGACCCAUUAUGUCUAGCCUUGUGGAGGAAGGCGUUUUCGAGAAAAUCAGGAUAUUCGAUUAUCAAGCAGUCUGUUUCAAAAGUACACAGACCAGUAACGAUGGCAAUAUUUUGCUGAACCCAUUGCAAAACGCGCAGAAAAUGGUCUCGUGGCUCGUCAGCCAAGCAGUCUGGGCAUGGGCCAAAGCUGGAAUUUGGGACUCCGAGUACGCAGAGGCAUAUGCUUAUCCUAACGAGGAAGAAAAUAUGCACGAGGAGUACCAGGAGAACGAGGAUAACCCACCAGUCGAUGCGAAGGAUGAAAAGUUAUUCGAUCAGAAGGUGCUGAUCAACCGAACGCGACCAGAAGCUUGCGACAAAGAAGUGUAUCUCUACCUACGAAACACAUCUUUCAACUCCUACGACAUCGAAUUGGACGUGAACGACAAAUGCACGAGGCCGUAUAUCGUUCAUCCAGUUGAGUUCAGUAACAUGCUUCUUUUAGUCGUUAACGCCUACUGCAAAGACACCGUAUCACCUCCCCUAAGUGUCAUCCCGGAAGAAGUAAUCUAUGAGAACAACUCGCUGGUAUGCCAGAAAGCUCUCACCAGCUUGAAGAGAAAGAGACCUCAGUCGUGUAUUCGCAGCCACCCAAGGGAAAGCGAGAUCAAAGAUCUCUGCGGCUUGGCUUCGAACGUAGUACCGAACAUCUACCUCCUCGUUCUGUUAACGACCUGUACUUUAGUUAGACGAAUCAUCAAUUUCCAAUGAAACUUUUUUCUCGUUUCAAUGCAUCGAAAAUGAUCAGAGAUUUGGGUUCGGAUAGGAGGUAACGCGCUGAUGAUUUCCUUGGUGAAGCUUUUUCGAUAUUCAAUAUAUAAUGACUUACUAAGAGACUCGUAACAACGCGUUACUUUUGCCAAUUAAAGCUACUUACGAGAAGUACAACUCGAUAUGAUUGUUUGCGAAAUAAUUGAUGUUUGUUAUGGUUCUUUUUUUAAUAGUUAUUGUAAUUUCAAAAUGUUGUAACGUUCAUAGAGAUGUGGCGAUAGGGUUGGACAUUGACUAGGUCGCGAAAUUUGGGGAUUUGGGAAUUUUAAAAUUCCUAAUAUAUGCCUAAAGACAUAUUUUGGCGCCUCCUAGUUGUGCCGAUGGAGGUCAUUGAACUACUGGUCUCUAUCGACGUGUUUGGGCGACAAUGCAGGCAGGCUCUGCAUUUGCGGUUUCAGACCUCGAGAAUAUUACUAUGUCAGACAAGGAUUGAUCGGUUGUCUUGUUUAGAAUUCUUGAUAGAAUUUCAAAUCGGAUUAUGUGUCUGGGUACAUUGCCCUCCUUGAAUGCAUGACUCUUAAUGAUGGUUCAAGAUGUUACAAAGAUGUCCAUGAAUCGAUACUGAAGUAGUCCUAAAACAACCUUACUGCCUGAACACGAUACGGUGUUUACUCAAUACGCGUCCCUGCUCUAUCUCUUUUCUUUCCCUUUACGCGGAUCUGUCUAACUAUUGUUACUCUGCAAUCGUUAGAUAUUAAGUCUUAGCAACCACAGGAACUAGAAAUAUCGUUUUUGAUUGUCUUUCAAUGUUAUUCUGAGAACGAUGAGAUUUUGGAUACUUCAGGAUAUAUUGCUUUGCUUUGUGACCAGGGUCACGUAAGUGACUAUAAAAUCUAGUCUAAUAAUCAAAAUUUUAUAGAACAAAUAUUAUUACAGUGGAGUCUCGCUAUAUACGCUGGACGAGACAGUAGUAGCGAGAAUAAUUGUGGAAAGGACCAUAUAAAUGGAAUUGCUUUCGUGCUGGACUUAAUUGCCAAAUCUUUGCUGCCAGCGGUUUGCCGCGAAAAAUUGAAAAUUAUAAAUUUCGCUCUACAGGCCAUACAAAAUAGAGCCAUAUAACGAGGCUACAUUGUACUUGCUCUAUGAAUUGCAAGUCGACCAAUCUACGCGUAGGACGAACAUUUCAGUGGCCAGAAUGCAUAAAGCGCGUUUAAGAUCUAGGUUUGAAGAACGCUGCACAAACGAGGAAGUUAUGUAUUUCGUUUGUAGGUGGAAAAUGCACCUACAUUUCGUGAGAUAAUCUUUGGGCGGAAGUUGCGAGGAAAUGAUAAAAUCGCGUCUGACACGAACUUAAUUCGACAUGGCCACUGAUGUUAAUUUUUCGAGCGACGAAAUAUAGUUAGGAUCAUAUAAGAGGCUGCAUUAGAGAGCAGGGCCGUAUACGAAGAGGUCACCGGCACCGAUAACUAUUGAAACACAUUCACAUUUUGCGCUUUGUACAUUAACCGAUGUAAAACGUGUCGUUUGAUAUUUAUAGAAGAUUACGGAUAUUAAUUUUGUAUAUUAAUGUAUUAUAUAAGAGAGUUACAAGGAUGUGUGCCUUUGGACACGCGGUUAAAACAAAAAUAAUAAGGUCUUGUUGUAUGUUUUUCAAAUAAACAACUAAACUCUCUA